This is a messenger RNA of Portunus trituberculatus (swimming crab), 1273 nucleotides long. It is a transcript of the gene Rfk, whose product is annotated as riboflavin kinase-like. Gene Ontology annotation, biological process: riboflavin biosynthetic process; FMN biosynthetic process. Gene Ontology annotation, cellular component: mitochondrion. The record is from RefSeq and is a predicted model, not a curated record. Gene Ontology annotation, molecular function: riboflavin kinase activity. NCBI's taxonomy places the organism in Eukaryota, Metazoa, Arthropoda, Malacostraca, Decapoda, Portunidae.
UGGGCCCGGCGGGGCGUGCAGACGACAGCGAGCAGCUUUCAUUCAGUCACCAGAGAGACACCAUGAAAAGCAGACUGCCUUACUUCGCUGUGGGCACGGUUGUAAAAGGCUUCGGGAGGGGAUCCAAGGAGCUGGGAAUCCCUACAGCCAAUUUUCCUGAGCAUGUAGUAGAGCAGCUGCCAGCAGAGAUCCAGACAGGGAUCUACUAUGGCUGGGCAAAGGUGGACAAUGCCACCCACAAAAUGGUCAUGAGCAUUGGCUGGAAUCCUUAUUAUAAGAAUGAGAAGAAAUCCAUGGAAACACACAUCAUACAUGUCUUUGAGGAUGACUUUUAUGGGUCCGAGUUGAAAGUCGUCAUGCUGGGAUACAUCAGAGGGGAAAAGAACUUCAGCUCUUUGGAGGAGCUUAUUACGGCCAUCAAAGGUGACAUAGCUGAGUCUGACAGGCAACUAUCCCUACCAGAGCAUCAACACUUCAAAAGUCAUCCAUUUUUCACUGGGAAGUCUGAGUCCCACUGCAAUGGUUUUACUAAGGAAGAUAUUGCUAAUGGCAUCAGUAAUGGCCUUCCUGAUUCCAAAAAACUCCUCAACGGUUCUUUAGAAAAUGGAGAUAACAGUUAAGAGUACAAACUGCCUUAGAAUUUAUGGUGUUAUCUGAUUCAUAGACUUAGAGGUGCACUUUUCCUGUUAAUGGAAAAAGUCUAGGAAGAAUUUAACAACAUUUAUUAAAAAUCCCACAAAAAAAAUGUAAAAAAUUCAUGUCAAUUCAAUAAUGGAUUAUAUAUCAAUGCUGUAAUAGGAAGAGACAGGAGAAAGUAUAAGUUUCAGAUAGAUGAAUCUCUGCUACUAGUAUUUUAUUAUAUUUAGAGAUAGAAUAUUUUGAAUAAUUUUACAUAUCCAGUUAACAUUUUGUUAAGUAUUUAUAUAUGUUGGUAAUUUUUCUUUUCAACAAUUUAAAUUCAGGUAUUUACAGAGGUAUGGCCAGAAAGAGUUGAUUAACUCUUAGUUGCUGCUGUUGGGUUGGUAGACUGUGAUAAACUAAUCCUGGAAAUGGUGGCAUCCAUUCCACAUGCAACCCAUAACAGGACCACAUAAAUGUGCAAUCCUUAGGUUAACAUUUAAUUCCUUUAUUUAUUGUGCAUGUAUAAAGAGUUCACAAAUUACAUCACCAUAAUUGUUUUGUAAUGAUGUACAGUGGAGACUCAAUACUCAAACUUAAUUAAUUCCAAAAGGCUGUUCUAGUAUUAAAAAGUUUGACUGUUGAUACCUAUAAA